AUGACUGUUGUCCCAUCAUCCGCGCUGCUGCCACAUGCCGCCAUUGUCGGUGGUUCUCUCGGUGGUUUGGCGGCAGCUCGGGCCCUUUCUCAAACGGGAUGGUCGGUGGAUGUCUAUGAACGAUCGCCCACGGAACUUUCCCAAAAGGGCAGUGGACUCGGAUUUGUCCAUGUUCCGGCGUGGGAGAGUUUGACCCAACGUCCCAUGAUACGCCGUCAAGUACGGGCGUCGCGGGCACAAGGCUCCUACUUUUACGGAGAUUUAUGGAGCUAUCUCUAUCAACGUCUGUUGGAGGAGGAGGAGACGGUCAAGGUACACUUUGGUCAACCCAUUACCGAGCUACAUGGAACGGUGGAGGCACCUGUGAUUCACCAUCAAAACUAUGAUUUGGUGGUUCUGGCAGACGGUGGAUUCUCCGCAUUGCGACACCACGUUCUAGGGGAACGUGCCAAACCCGAGUACGCAGGAUAUGUCGUCUGGAGAGGAAGUGUCGCCGUGUCCAAGCUGCCAUCCCAUUUGCGUCGGGACUUGAAACAUGUAGAAGGCGUUUACAAGAAUGGAAUCUACGACACGAUCGUCUUGAAAAUGGCCAAGGAUAAUGGAGACGAUAUAUGGACCAUGGGAACGUUUGUGGCGACACCGGAAUCUGAUCUAGCUCGGUACAACUGGAACAAGGACAAGGAUGGCAAGUCGCGGCAUGGUGGUAUCUCGGACAACAACAACAACAAACCAUCGGUCGUGCCAGAUUGGUUUUUGGAACACAUGACACAACAAUUUCCGCACUUGGUACCACUGAUGGAGCAAAUGAUGCAACAGGGAGAGAUACAGCCUCACCCGCAAUAUGAAUUUGGCAACAUUGAUAAAGUUCACAAAGGAAGGGUUCUAUUGCUGGGUGAUGCAGCCCACAUGGCCAGUCCUCGAACUGCCGUUGGCGCUCAUACGGCCAUUUUGGAUGCCUUGGCUCUGAGAGAUGCCAUGGAACACUUGCAAGAGAAUGACGACUUGACAAUCGAUAAUGCGUUGGAUCUUUACAGUAGAGAAGGCCUGGCUCAUGCGCGGCAGCUCUAUGCAAGGACCAGGGAGGUUUCCCAGGACUUUGUCCCAAAGGGAAAUCUCGACAAGCUCAUCUCACCAGAGGAACUGUAUCGAAGCAGUACCAGCACAGAGAAGAAAAGUGCAUAG
Molecule: messenger RNA, 1182 nt
Organism: Seminavis robusta
Lineage: Eukaryota; Bacillariophyta; Bacillariophyceae; Naviculales; Naviculaceae
Source: the annotation of a GenBank genome assembly